AUGAACGCAACAUUUAAAUUCUUCCUUUUCACAUUCUUGUUCAUUUUUUCCUCAAAAAAUUAUAUUUAUGCUUCCACAAACAUUGCCGUGAUUCUACAUGGCGGACCUGAUCUACAGAAAGAAGGAACAACCAACGAAUCAACAGUAAAAGGAGCACGUGAAGCUUGCACACCACCAAUAUGUAAUCUCGAGCUAACAAAUCCAAAAGAUGAGACGGAAGCAGAAUACAAGAGUCUUUUAUCUAAAGUUGCACCAAACAAUGAUUUCUUUAUCACCCAAGGAUACUUUGCGCAAAAAGCAACUCAUGAAAUGGCGGAUAAAUAUCCUGGAAAAAAAUUUGGAAUAAUUAAUUUUGAGUUUACACCUCCCGUGAAGAAUAUCGCGAGCAUUUUGUUUGCGGAAGAUCAACAAGGGUUUGUUGCAGGUUUAUUGGCGGCUGAAAUAUCAAAGAAGAAGAAUAAGAAAGUUGCUGUUAUCGGCGGUGCUGACAUUCCAUCGGUCAAGAGAAAAGUUAAUGGAUUUGCUAAUGGGGUAAAGCACGCUUGUGAGGAUUGCACCGCAUAUUGCCUUUACAGCAAAUCUUUCGUGAAUGAAAAUAACGAAUCCCAAGGUAUCUUCAACGCAAUCUUAAACAUCAAAGGCAUCGACGUCGUAUACAAUGCGGCCAGUAUAACCGGUACAAUCGCUCUUAAAAAUCUAACUGCUCAUGGAAUUUACGGGAUUGGCGACACGACUGACGAGUGGGUAACUAAUUGGGCGUACGGUUCAGUUGCUGGCUCGGAAAAUCUUUUAACUUCGAUCGUGCAAGAUUAUCAAGUAGUAGUUCGCGAUACAAUCGGUACAAUGCUUAAAAAUAAUUUCGUGGCUGGCGGUCUCGUAAAACACGGUCUAAAUCUAGACUCUGAAAACUCGGCAAUCAAAUUUGCUGAUUGUCAUGAAGCAUGCGAAAUAAAUACGCCGAAUCUGAAAGAGAAUAUGCAAAAAUACAUCGACAAAAUUACGAAACGACAAAUUGACGUGGGGAUUGACCAUAAAAGUGGAAGAUCGAAAAUUUCUCCCGAAGGUUCCUCGUGCACAAUGUUGGAGAUUAAUAAACAUAACACAAUGAAAGACAAUGACGAAAAUCGUCGUAGCGGUAGUGAUCACGAUCAUGAAAGAAAAAGUGCUGUCGCAAAUAUUAGCUCUACUUCCUCUAUAACUCUUUUUUUGAUUAAUAGUAUCAUAAUUUUAGUUUUAAUCUUUCAUUAG
Molecule: messenger RNA, 1248 nt
Organism: Ambispora leptoticha
Lineage: Eukaryota; Fungi; Glomeromycota; Glomeromycetes; Archaeosporales; Ambisporaceae
Source: the annotation of a GenBank genome assembly